AUGGCUGUCCUUUUCGUCUCCCUGAUAUCCCUGCUGGUGUCGAUGGCUGCUGCACAAGCACCGGCCAUCGAUGUCGCCAGUCCCACGGCUGAUCCCACUCCCCAUGGCCCUACCAUGAAAGGAAUCGCAGCCAAUUGCAAUAGAUAUUACACGGUCCACCAGGGUGAUACCUGCUACGCGGUUGAGAAGACCUUCGGACUCACCCCCAAACAAUUCCAACAGUGGAAUCCGGCUGUCUCCUUGGACUGUACAGUCAACUUCUGGCCUGGUUAUGCAUACUGCGUGGGUAUAGGGUCUGUGGUUCCUACUUCGACUUCAACUUCAAUACAGACAUCAACGUCAACAUCAACAUUGACUUCGACUUCAACCUCUACAGUUGAUCCGGCUCCCCAUGGACCAACCAUGACAGGAAUCCCGGCUAAUUGUAAUCGAUGGUAUACUGUUCAUCAGGGCGAUACCUGCUAUGCGGUUGAGAAGGCCUUCGGGCUCACUACCCAGCAAUUCCAGCAGUGGAAUCCAGCCGUGUCCCUGGACUGUACGGUCAAUUUUUGGCCCGGUUAUGCAUACUGCGUGGGCGUUGGGCCGGUGUUUUCGACUCCAACUACCUCCACAACUGCUCCCCCCUCGACAACCACCGUUCCCAUCACUUCCUCGACCACUACUUCCUCGACCAUCACUACUUCCUCCAGCACAACUGCAAUUAGCAGCACGACCUACUCAGUCCGCAACCCCAUCACCUCCCAAAACAUGACUGCCACUUCUAUCGAUACUCAGUGGCCUCCAACCAAAACCCAGACUGGCCAGCCCACCUCCUGUGAUAAAUGGCAUCUUGUCGGCCCGGAAUGGAACCCCCAGCUCAAGUCAGACUGCGACUAUCCCUUCACCGGCUACUGGGUGUGUGUGGGCAUCAAACGUCCAGCCCUAACACUGGUCUACCCCACUGGCACUGACCCAGUCUACAUCCCCGAUCCCACUCCCUGGACUCCCCAUCCCAUUCCAACGGACAACUCCACAACCGUCUAUCCUCCCACUCACACUCAGCCCGGUCUCUCCCCAAGCUGUUCGGUUUUCUACGAAGCCAAGCCGUCCGACAGCUGUACUCAAAUUCUCGCCAGUAAUCCUCUUCUCAAGCCUGCUCUUCUUUACGACUGGAACCCAGCCCUCCAUCCAGACUGCUCCGGCCUCCAACCAGGCUACUUCUACUGUAUCGCAGCCUACAACAGCUCGACCCUGCCAUUCCCGCCUACAGUCACAAAUCAGCCCUACCCAACAAAGCCAUCCACGGCCAAGAACUGCACGGGCUGGUACCUGAAGGAGGACGGGGAUAUUUGCUCCCUGAUCCUGGCUAUGUUCGGCACGUUUGACCAGGCACAGUUCGUGGCGUGGAACCCGGAUGUUGGUAAAGAGUGUAUCGCUCUCGAGAAUGGGUACUAUUAUUGCAUCUCCGAUGCCAACACCCCCACCACCCGCAUCAGACCUAUCCCCACGACGUCCAUCCCCACGGCAUUUCCCAGCCAGCCAGCCGUGAACAAAGCAUGUAAUAAGUGGUGGCUAGUUUCACUAUCCAGCACAUGUUUCCAAAUCGCUCACAGGAGCGGCAUCACAAUGGAAGACCUGUUGAUCUGGAACCCCGAUAUCUCAGGAAAGAGAACCUGUGAUGAGGGAUUAGUCCCAGAUACAGAGAUCUGCGUGGGGGUCGCGAUUAGUUCAACCAGCACGGGUGCUGUCAUUACCGAUAGUGAAAGUGCGUCUGCGCCUGUGUCGUCACUAAGUAGUUCGACCCGUCCCCUGUGA
This is a messenger RNA of Aspergillus sclerotioniger CBS 115572, 1794 nucleotides long. RefSeq lists its product as uncharacterized. The transcript has 5 exons. The record is from RefSeq and is a predicted model, not a curated record. Bases 1 to 1794 code for a protein of 597 amino acids. Lineage: Eukaryota; Fungi; Ascomycota; Eurotiomycetes; Eurotiales; Aspergillaceae.